Meyerozyma guilliermondii ATCC 6260 is the source of this 1683-nucleotide messenger RNA. RefSeq names its product rRNA-processing protein. Gene Ontology annotation, cellular component: nucleolus; nucleus. Lineage: Eukaryota; Fungi; Ascomycota; Pichiomycetes; Serinales; Debaryomycetaceae. The coding region runs from base 1 to 1683 and encodes 560 amino acids. Gene Ontology annotation, biological process: maturation of SSU-rRNA from tricistronic rRNA transcript (SSU-rRNA, 5.8S rRNA, LSU-rRNA). The record is from RefSeq and is a predicted model, not a curated record. The transcript has a single exon.
AUGUUUGUGUUUGUACGUUUAUAUGCAGGCACAAACAAUUUCAGCUGGUUGACUCAAACGGCCAAAUUUGCUUUAUACCUACUCGACUUCAACAUAUUUGUGAUCGCCACCUAUAGUUCGAGCCAACUCUCUUAUUUCUUUACCCCAUCUUGUCUUUCUCAUUUUCGCAUAUAUUUCGCACCGCGAAAAUUCACGAAUCUCAUCUCAUCUCAUCUCAUCGACAUGGCUAGGACGUUAGGAGAGAAGUUGGGGGACCUAGACGCCCCAGAGGACUUUGACAUUGAAAACAACGAGUUCCACGAGUUCGGAUCUGACUCUGGUUCAGGUUCAGAGUCGGAAGAUGUCCAGGAGGCUCGUGAGCAUUACGUUCCUACUGCGCGGUCUAAACUCAGAAAUGCAGCUCCUAUGAACGGAAAGUAUAAGGGAAGUGUAGUGUCUCGGGAGCAGUUGGAAAACAGCGAUAGUGAGGAGGAAAGUGAAGAGGAUAGUGAAGAGGAAAAUGAAGAGGAAAAUGAAGACGAUAGUGAAGAAAUCGAAAACGAAAUUGAUGGCAUUGAAGAGGAAAAUGGUAGUGAAAGUGAAAAUGGUAGUGAGAACGAGCUGGAGGCUAGUGAAAGUGAAGAGGAUCUGGAGGAUACUGGAUCAGAAACCAACCAGAAUUCUGGACGCGAUUCUGCCAAUAUUGCUGCACUUCUAGCCACCGAGCGUAAGCAUGUCAUCCAAAGAUUGUCUCAAUCGACCACUUCUGACGCUCUUAAAGGCUACUCGAUUGAUAAACAGCAAAGGCUCUUUGAUUCCAUCAUCGAAGUACGCAUGAAAAUCCAGAAAUCAUUGACAAACUCGAACACUCUUCCCAGCAAAAACCUUCCUGAAUUUGAGUAUUCGUCUUCCAAGUAUAAAAUGGCAGAAAAUGCUUGUUACAGUCUCCUCGAUAGCAUUCUCACUCUCCGGACCAAGCUUGUGAAACAGGACCAAAUAUCAACGGAAAAAGUGAAAAAUCCCAAGAAACGCAAAUUGGACGAGUACGUCAAAGCUUCUACCAAGCAAGAUGCUAUUCUUGCCAAAUACAGAGAAGUGGUGUUGAACAAGUGGUCCAAUAAGAUCCAGAACUCGUCUGGCUCGCGGGCUUUAAAUGACAGUAAGUUCAAGGCCAUCAAUCAGUCAGCGGAACAGCAAGUUGCAAAUCAUUUAUUGGACAAAGAAAGAUUGAUCAAGCGUACGAAAAUCAACCGAAGUCAAAUCACGCCUUUAGGCUAUGAAGAAGAACCGGAAUCAGAAACCAAUGAUGACUCUGAAGUUCCUAAAACGAGAUCUCGUGGGGAAAUGAACCAAAUUUUCGACGAUGGUGAUUUCUACAGAAUUUUGUUGAACGAUUUGGUUGAUAAAAAAAUACAAACUUCUAACCCAACAUCUGGUCUCAACGUUGCUCUUGCUCUGAGAUCCGCCAAGCUCAAAAACCAGGUCGAUACUAGAGCCUCUAAGGGCCGUAAGCUUCGGUAUCAUGUACAGGACCCGAUUGCAAAUUUCGAUGCGCCUCGAGGAGGAUGGGCCUGGAACGACGACCAGAUUGACGAAUUUUUUGCGUCGCUUUUGGGCCAGAAGGUGAACAUGAAUGAGGAGGAGGAGGACGAUGAAGCCGCACCAGAAACUGCUCCUGAAGACUCAAUUCUGAUUUUCAGUUAG